GAUGUACGGGUGUGAAUCAUUGCAACUUCUUGUUAUCGGAAGACUACCCUCCUUCGAAGACCUGGGCGACGGGGUCGUCUAUUUAAAAUACGCUUGUUUUGACGACACGUUAUCCGUGCACUACUGCAACAGGGAGGUGCAGAUCGCGGAAUGGGGCGAAGAGAGUGAAGGAUACAUUCGCACGCCGGGGUACCCCCACUUCUACGUAGGCGACGCGUGCCGCUGGCGGUUGCGGGCCCACCCGGAGCAGAAGAUACGCGUCACCUUCUUAGACGUUAGUUUAAGGAGUAUAGAGCCAUUCGAUGAUACUUGUACUGAUUACGUCACGGUGCAAGACUCCAACGGCGACUCCCUGUUGUCUUCCUGCGAGCAAGUGGACAUGCCCCUGAAACUAACCUCCAGCACCAGUACGGUCGAGGUCAUGGUGGACGCGAGGUCCAAGGGAGCUUACCCUAAGAGAGGGGUGUUGUUACAUUAUAAAAGUAUAGGCUGUGUUACUCUAUCAGCGCCAUCUGACGGUUACAUUGUGUACCGCAACGAAGAGGUGGCGCACUACAUGUGUAACGUCAACUUUGUUUUCAUCGAUACGCGACAGAGGGCGCGCUUACUUUGGUGCUACGACGAUAAUCGUUGGAACGAUACGGUGCCUUUGUGUAUUGAGGAGACGAGUCCCAGCCUCGGCGGGAACGAUUCGGCACCGGACAGCAAAUACAAAGAUACAAAACUGCCGCCUCACGACGAGCCGAACAUGAUUGUGGACAUCGUGAUCCCGUCGCUGCUGAUAGCGGCGCUGUUCAUCGGAAACGCGUUCAUCGUUCUCAUCAUAUACAAAUACCGGAAACGAAAAACCGAAGACCUGGAGGACGAGUUCAACACCAUUCCACUCAGCGUCAACGGCAAUGUGCAUAGUGCGGGCAACGCGGUUUAGUUAGGAGAAAGUUACACACCGACUGGCGGCGUGGACAGCUGUCGAGCGUCUGUUUAAACGCUGGGGAAAACGCUGCGUUUUUUUACACGGAACUAAUUAAUAUGCUUCUGUUGAAGGUUUUAUCGGUUUUCGAAAUAUCUGGAGCUCGAACAACUAAAAAAUCCGUCUCCUUUUAAUA
This is a messenger RNA of Manduca sexta (tobacco hornworm), 1106 nucleotides long. RefSeq lists its product as uncharacterized. NCBI's taxonomy places the organism in Eukaryota, Metazoa, Arthropoda, Insecta, Lepidoptera, Sphingidae. Gene Ontology annotation, biological process: negative regulation of inflammatory response. The record is from RefSeq and is a predicted model, not a curated record. The transcript is spliced from 7 exons. The coding region runs from base 2 to 928 and encodes 308 amino acids.